GCCAUGGGGGACAUGAAAACCCCAGAUUUUGAUGACCUGUUGGCUGCCUUUGACAUCCCAGACCCCACCAGCCUAGAUGCCAAGGAGGCUAUUCAGACCCCUACUGAGGAGAAUGAGAGUCCCCUCAAACCUUCAGGCAUGUGUAUGGAUGAGAAUGUGUCCUUAGCUCACUCAGGAUCAGCCCCAGAUGUACCGGCCGUGAGUGUCAUUGUCAAGAACACCAGCCGCCAGGAAUCAUUUGAAGCCGAGAAAGACCACAUCACGCCCAGCCUUCUACACAAUGGAUUCCGGGGUCCAGACCUGCCUCAGGAUCCCCACAGCCUGGGUCAUAACUGUGGGAAGUUCAAUUCCACUUUCAUGAAUGGAGACAGUGCUAGGAAUUUUCCUGGCAAGCUGGAAACACCCAAGUCAGAGCCAUUACCAACCUUUAAUCAGUUCAGCCCAAUCUCCAGCCCAGAACCAGAAGAUGCCAUCAAAGACAAUGGAUUUGGGAUGAAACCCAAGCACUCUGAUGGCUAUUUCCCACCCCCUCCUGGGUGUGGGCCUGUGGGUGGCCCAGACCUAGAAGCUUUGGGUAAGUUUCCAGUCCCAGAGCUGAAUAUGUUUGAUCACUUUGGUAAGAAAGAGCCGAAGCCAGAACCUUUGCCCUUGGGGGGCCAGCAGGAGCAUGAGCAAAGUGGGGGACAGAAGACAGUGGAUCCUCACAAAGAGUUAGAUGCCAGUCACUUCUUUGGGGUAGCUUUGGAAUUCAACAGCCACCCCAGCAACAGUAUUGGAGAGCCCAAGGGGCUUGCCCAGGAGCUUGGCACCUACUCGUCAGUCCCCCCUCGGCAGCGUCUUAAGCCAGCUCACUCCAAACUGUCUUCUUGUGUUGCAGCCCUGGUAGCCCUCCAGGCCAAAAGAGUGGCCAGUGUCACCAAGGAGGAGCAGGCUGGUCACACAAAGGAUCCCUCAGGGCCCAUUAAAGAGGGUUCUAAAGGCAGCCCCAAAAUGCCCAAGUCACCAAAGAGUCCCCGGAGCCCUCUGGAGGCCACUAGAAAAAAUAUCAAGCCAUCAGACAGCCCUCGGAGCAUCUGCAGUGACAGCAGCAGCAAAGGCUCCCCUUCUGUGGCUGCCAGUUCCCCACCAGCAAUUCCCAAAGUCAGAAUCAAAACCAUUAAGACAUCGUCAGGGGAAAUCAAACGGACUGUUACAAGGAUCCUGCCAGACCCUGAUGAUCCGAAUAAGUCCCCUGUCGGGUCACCUCUUGGGAGUGCCAGUGCCGAGGCCCCCAGUGAAGUACCAGGGGAGGAGGGCACUGCCCUGCCUGCAGAGGGGCACUUUUCUGAGGUGAUCACAAGUGUGGGGAGUCCCCAGGGUGACAGGAACGGGGACGAGAACAUGGCCAAGGCCAACGAGUCUUCGUCACUGUGCGGUAGUUCUGGUUCCCGGGCUCCAAAGGGCACUGCCCUGGGCUCCCAGAUGGCCAAGAAGCAGCAGCAGAGCUCAGCACUGCAAGCCUCCAGCCAGGCCCCUGCAAACCUUCUGCCCAAAGCCGUCCACCUGGCCAACCUGAACUUGGUCCCCCACAGUGUGGCUGCAUCUGUGACGGCCAAGUCCUCAGCCCAGAGGCGAAGCCAGGCCCAGCUCACGCAGAUGUCAGUGCCCCUUGUCCACCAGGUGAAGAAGGCUGCCCCGCUGAUUGUGGAGGUCUUCAACAAGGUCCUCCACAGCGCCAAUCCUGUGCCCCUCUAUGCACCAAACCUCAGCCCCCCUGCGGACAGCAGGAUCCACGUGCCGGCCAGUGGGUACUGCUGCCUGGAGUGUGGCGAUGCAUUUGCCUUAGAGAAGAGCCUGAGCCAGCACUACGGCCGGCGGAGUGUCCACAUUGAGGUGCUGUGCACACUGUGCUCCAAGACGCUGCUCUUCUUCAACAAGUGCAGCCUGCUCCGGCACGCGCGUGACCACAAGAGCAAGGGGCUCGUCAUGCAGUGCUCCCAGCUGCUUGUGAAGCCCAUCUCUGCGGACCAGAUGUUCGUGUCAGCCCCUGUGAGCUCUGUGGCACCAGCAACCCCAGCCCCCCCAACUUCCCCUAAACCUAGCCUCACCUCGGGCAGUGCCAGCCCUCCUCCUCCAGCCUUGCCGCUCUACCCAGACCCCGUGAGGCUCAUCCGGUACGCACUUAAGUGUCUUCAGUGUCACAAGCAGAUGCAGGACUACAUCGCCCUGGCUGCACAUUUUCAGAGGACGACAGAGGACACUGAGGGACUGACUUGCCAGGUGUGCCAGAUGCUGUUACCCAACCAGUGCAGUUUCUGUGCCCACCAGCGGAUCCACGCACACAAGUCUCCCUACUGCUGCCCCGAGUGUGGGGCCCUCUGUCGUUCUGCCUAUUUCCAGACUCAUGUCAAGGAGAAUUGCCUGCACUAUGCCCGCAAGGUGGGCUACAGGUGCAUCCACUGUGGUGUCAUCCACCUGACCUUGGCUUUGCUGAAAAUCCACAUCCAGGAACGGCACUGUCAGGUUUUCCACAAAUGUGCAUUCUGCCCCAUGGCCUUCAAGACUGCCAGCAGCACUGCAGACCACAGCGCCUCCCAGCAUCCCACCCAGCCCCACAGACCCUCCCAGCUCAUCUAUAAGUGCUCCUGUGAAAUGGUCUUCAACAAGAAGAGGCACAUUCAACAGCAUUUCUACCAGAAUGCCAGCAAGGCACAGGUGGGCGUCUUCAAGUGCCCCGAGUGCCCACUCCUGUUUCCGCAGAAGCCGGAGCUGAUGCAGCACGUCAAGAGCACCCACGGUGUUCCCCGAAACGUGGAUGAGCUGUCAACCCUCCAGUCCUCAGCAGACACAUCCUCAAGCCGCCCUGCCUCUCGAGCCCCUGCUGAGCCUCCAGCAACGAGCGUGGCUGCUCGAGGCAGUUCUCUGCCCUCCAGCCGCUGGGGCAGGGCUGAGGCCCACCGCAGGGGGGAAGCCAGGCCCCGGCUGAGGAACACUGGCUGGACAUGCCAGGAGUGCCAGGAGUGGGUUCCCGAUCGGGAGAGCUACGUGUCACACAUGAAAAAGAGCCAUGGGCGGACAGUGAAGCGGUACCCAUGUCGGCAGUGUGAGCAGUCUUUCCAUACCCCCAGCAGCCUCCGCAAACACAUUCGCAACAACCAUGACACCGUGAAAAAGGUCUACACCUGUGGGUAUUGUACCGAGGACAGCCCCAGCUUUCCUCGGCCCUCCCUCCUGGAGAGUCAUAUCAGCCUUAUGCAUGGCAUCAGAAACCCUGAUUUGAGCCAGACGUCCAAAGUCAGACCUCCGAGUGGGCCUGCCCCUCAGGUGAACCAUCUGAAAAGACCAGUCAGUGGAGCAGAGGACGCUCCAGGUACCACCAACAGCACGACGGUCUCUUCCUCCAAAAGACACAAGUCCCUUUUCCAGUGUGCAAAAUGUACCUUUGCGACAGACUCGGGGCUCGAGUUCAAGAGCCACAUACCUCAGCACCAGACGGACAACUCCACAGCCCAGUGUCUCCUCUGUGGCUUGUGCUACACCUCUGCCAGCUCCCUCAGCCGCCAUCUCUUUAUUGUCCACAAGAUGAGAGACCAGGAGGGGGAAGAGGAGGGGGCGGGGGUGGCACCGGUGGUAGAGGCAGUGGAGCUGGAGGCCUCUGGUGAGGAAGUGCCCGUGGAGACCAAGGAGAAUGGACUAGGAGAAUGUGCUGGCGAGCCUUUGUUGGCCGACCUGGAGGGAAGAGGAUCACUGGCCCCGGUCUCUGAGGAGGAUGGUGCCCAAGAUGCUGAAAGUCACCCCCAGGCCUCUCAGGACCAGGACAGCUGCACACCAUCCCCUUAG
Elephantulus edwardii (Cape elephant shrew) is the source of this 3819-nucleotide messenger RNA. RefSeq names its product zinc finger protein 592 (gene ZNF592). The record is from RefSeq and is a predicted model, not a curated record. Lineage: Eukaryota; Metazoa; Chordata; Mammalia; Macroscelidea; Macroscelididae. Bases 4 to 3819 code for a protein of 1271 amino acids. The transcript is spliced from 8 exons.